CCUGGUAUAAAGCAGAAAACCAUGUAGGUUCGGGGAGCUGCUUGGCUUCGGGAGGCGCCGAAUCGUGUCGUUUAUCUUCGCCGCGACGGCCGCUUAAAUCAAAGCACGUGAGGAAAAAAGGGGGGGAAAUACGUCGGUCGCAUUAUAAGCAGGACACCCCUAUCACUGGAGAAUCUAAUCCAUGAACUUAAAAGCAAACGUUAUUACAACAGCACGGCGUUUAAAGAAGAGGAUUUACAAAGCUAUAAAUAGCGGUAUAUUCAUACGUAUCUGUUUUAAAUAUUAAGUGGGUUUUUUUUUUGCAUACCUGGUAUGGUGUGUUCGCCCUUUUUGUAUUUUUUUCUGUAUCUUCAUCCAGCCACUCUCACCACAUUGGAAAGACGAGGCUUUGGUUUCGUCAAUGUACUUUAUUUACUAAACCACUUCUGGGAUUUAUUGCCAUUGUUAUGAUCCAUAGUUACACAUUCAUAUUUCGAUACGAGCCCGAGUAGUUCGUCCGGACAAGGUGGGCAAUUAUAAUAAAGGUGGAGCUACAGCUUUUUAAUAUUUUUUUUUUGUUUAAUCCCUUCCUACUUGCCAUCAGGUGUCUUUUGGAGAAGUCUUCGGAAGCGGAGAGCAGUAAUUCUCCAUCUGCCUGCGAGGAAAAGCUGGAGGGGGGGACUCGUUAGAGAGAAGUGUGACGGCGGAUCGCUUGGAUGUUGCAGACCUGCCCUUUCUUAGCCUUUCAUAGACUUUUUGGUUUGGGGUUUUAAACAGUCUGGUCGCCUGACUUUCAGUGACGAGAUGACGGAUGUGUGAAGGGAAAAUCGAUACCGUGUUUCCUUGACGUCCUACGCGUGAAGGUUUCGGAUGUGUGUGCUGUGCGGUGCAAGACAGAGAAAUAGUUAGUCGGAUUUAGGCACCUGGGAUACCCAGACUUUGUAGAAGAAUCAGCGCUUUAAUUUUUCUACUGUAUAUAUAUCUAUAAAUAUACACGUUUGUACAUGUAUCGGUAAAUGCGUGUGUCUGUUUUAACUUUAUGUGACUCAACUGCUGCAGUGUCAGUCAGUCAAUCAGCGUGCGGCACUGAAGAAUUGACUAUCUGAAGCUCAUGAUCGGAGCCCUGAAUCACGACAGUGCACCUCUUAUUAGGCUAUUAGCAAGGAAAUGUAAUUAAUUUAUUCUGAAAUUAAUCCAUUCCAUUUGGAGGAGUAAUUUGAGCGAUCUAAAAAUCCACGAUCUUGCUUUUUUUAUUCUUGUCUGGUGUUAAGUAUCAGCAGUGAAUUUCUGGUUUGAUUUUUUUUUUUUGUUAAUUUUUUAAUCGAUCGUCAGGAGUAUCGUGAUAUAGAGUCCAGAUUUACCGCUGAAAUGCGCACGUUUGGAAGAGCGAUGCUGUCUUUCGGACUGUUACUGGCCGUGCUGAGCGCGGUGGAGCCCCAGCCGUGCCCGGCACCGUGCUCCUGCUCCGGAACCACGGUGGAUUGUCACGGGCAAGGAUUGCGCAACGUGCCGCGGAAUAUCCCGAGGAAUACGGAGCGAUUGGAUUUGAACUCAAAUAACCUCACGAGAAUUACAAAGUCUGAUUUUGCAGGACUGAGACAUCUUAGAGUAUUGCAACUCAUGGAGAACAAGAUCAGCACUAUAGAGCGGGGAGCCUUCCAGGACCUGAUGGAACUGGAGAGAUUGCGGCUGAAUCGGAAUAACCUGCAGGUCUUUCCAGAACUGCUGUUCCUUGGGACGACGAAGCUCUACAGACUGGAUCUGAGCGAGAACCAGAUUCAAGGCGUUCCCAGGAAGGCGUUCAGGGGUGCGGUGGAAAUAAAGAACCUGCAGCUGGAUUACAACCAGAUCGGCUGCAUCGAGGAUGGAGCGUUCCGGGCUCUCCGCGACCUGGAAGUGCUCACACUUAACAACAACAACAUUACCCGCCUGUCUGUGGCCAGUUUCAACCACAUGCCCAAACUCAGGACCUUCCGCCUGCACUCCAACAACCUGAACUGCGACUGCACGGUUGCCUGGCUGUCCGACUGGCUGCGACAGCGCCCCCGUCUGGGCCUUUACACGCAGUGCAUGGGCCCCUCGCACAUGAGGGGCCACAAUGUUGCCGAGGUGCAGAAGAAGGAGUUCGUGUGCACAGGUCACCAGCUGUCCUCGUCCUGCAGCGUCCUGCAGUGUCCGGACUCCUGCAUGUGCAGCAACAACAUCGUGGACUGCAGAGGCAAGGGCCUGACGGAGAUUCCCACCAACCUGCCGGAGACCAUCACGGAAAUCCGCUUGGAGCAGAAUGCGAUCAGGGUCAUCCCGCCCGGAGCCUUCUCCCCGUACAAAAAGCUGCGACGAAUAGACCUGAGCAACAACCAGAUUUCAGAAUUGGCUCCUGACUCCUUCCAAGGCCUCCGCUCCCUCAACUCACUAGUGCUGUAUGGAAACAAAAUCACAGAACUCCCCAAAAAUCUCUUCGAGGGCCUGUUUGCUCUGCAGUUACUGCUCCUAAAUGCCAACAAGAUCAACUGCCUUCGCGUGGAUGCCUUUCAAGACCUGCACAACCUGAACCUGCUCUCUCUGUAUGACAACAAGCUACAGACCAUAGCCAAAGGAACUUUUGCCUCGCUCCGGGCUAUCCAAACACUGCACCUGGCCCAGAACCCUUUCAUCUGCGACUGCCACCUUAAGUGGCUGGCCGACUACCUCCAGGACAAUCCCAUCGAGACCAGCGGCGCGCGGUGCACCAGCCCACGCCGCCUGGCCAAUAAGAGGAUCGGCCAGAUCAAGAGCAAGAAGUUCCGCUGCUCGGCAAGAGAGCAAUAUUUCAUUCCAGGCACAGAGGACUACCGGUCCAAGCUGGGUGGCGACUGCUUCGCGGACCUGGCGUGUCCGGAAAAGUGCCGUUGUGAAGGGACCACGGUGGACUGCUCCAACCUUAAGCUGACUCGCAUCCCAGAGCACAUUCCCCAGUACACAGCCGAGCUGCGUCUCAACAACAACGAAUUCACAGUUCUGGAAGCGACUGGAAUCUUCAAGAGACUCGCACAGCUCCGCAAAAUAAACCUGAGCAACAACAAGAUCACAGACAUCGAGGAGGGAACAUUCGAAGGGGCAUCGGGGGUCAAUGAGCUAAUUCUGACGAGCAACCGACUGGAAAAUGUCCACUUCCGGAUGCUGAAAGGACUUAAUGGACUUCGAACCCUGAUGUUACGGAGCAAUCGGAUUAGCUGCGUGAGCAACAGCAGCUUCACCGGCCUCAGCUCCGUGCGACUAUUAUCCCUGUAUGACAACCAGAUCACCAGCAUGACCCCAGGAGCCUUCGACACUCUCCACUCUCUGUCCACGCUGAACCUGCUGGCCAACCCCUUCAACUGCAACUGUCACCUUGCCUGGCUCGGGGACUGGCUGAGGAAGAAGAGGAUCGUCACGGGUAACCCCCGCUGUCAGAGCCCCUACUUCCUCAAGGAGAUUCCCAUUCAAGACGUGGCCAUUCAAGACUUCGCCUGUGAUGAUGGCAACGAUGACAACAGCUGUUCCCCCCUGGCCCGCUGCCCUUCUGAGUGUACCUGUUUGGACACAGUUGUCCGCUGCAGCAAUAAAGGUCUGAAGACUCUCCCGAAGGGUAUCCCCAAGGAGGUGACAGAACUAUAUCUGGAUGGGAACCAGUUCACCCAGGUUCCAAAGGAGCUGUCAAAUUACAAACAUUUAACACUCAUUGAUUUAAGUAACAACCAGAUCAGCACGUUGUCCACCGAGAGCUUCAGUAAUAUGUCUGAGCUGCUUACGCUAAUCUUAAGCUACAACCGGCUGAGAUGCAUACCUGCGAAAGCCUUCGAUGGCUUGAAGUCGCUUCGUCUUCUGUCUCUUCACGGCAAUGACAUUGCGGUGAUCCCAGAGGGGGCUUUUCAAGACCUGUCCUCGUUGUCACAUCUUGCCCUCGGUGCCAAUCCGCUGUACUGUGACUGUAACAUGCAGUGGCUCUCGGAGUGGGUCAAGUCUGGGUACAAGGAGCCUGGUAUCGCCCGCUGUGCCGGCCCCAGGGACAUGACAGACAAGCUGCUGCUCACCACACCUUCGAAGAAGUUCACCUGCCAAGGACCCGUCGACGUCAACAUCCUGGCCAAGUGCGACCCGUGCCUGUCGAACCCCUGCAAGAAUGACGGCACAUGCCACAACGACCCAGUGGAUUUUUACAGGUGCACGUGCCCGUAUGGAUUUAAGGGUCAGGACUGUGACGUGCCAAUUCACGCGUGCAUCACCAACCCUUGUAAGAAUGGCGGGACGUGUCAUCUGAAGGAGGGAGAGGUGAACAACUUUUGGUGUGUGUGCGCUGACGGGUUCGAGGGUGAGGCCUGCGAGACAAACAUCGACGACUGCGAGGACAACGACUGCGAAAAUAACUCCACCUGUAUAGACGGCAUUAACAAUUACACCUGCCUCUGCGUCCCUGAAUAUACAGGUGAGCUGUGCGAGGAGAAUCUGGAUUUCUGUGCCCCGGAGCUAAACCUCUGUCAGCACGAUGCCAAGUGCCUCCUGACUCCUACUGGGUACAAGUGUGAGUGCACCCCAGGUUACGUGGGCGAGCAGUGCAGCAUCGAUUUCGACGACUGCCAGGAGAAUAAGUGUAAAAAUGGAGCUCAGUGCAUCGAUGCGGUGAAUGGCUACACCUGCGUGUGUCUUGAUGGUUACAGCGGCUUGUUCUGCGAGUUCUCUCCACCGAUGGUGCUGCCGCGCACGAGUCAGUGCGAUAACCACGAGUGCCGCAACGGGGCCCAGUGCUUCAUCAAAGGCAGUGACCCCACGUGCCAGUGCCUGCAAGGCUACCAAGGGGAGAGAUGCGAGAAGCUCGUCAGCGUCAACUUUGUGGAGCAUGAAUCGUUCCUACAGAUCCCUUCCACCCUCAUCAACUCCCAGGCCAACAUCUCGCUGCAGAUCGCCACCGACAAAGACAAUGGGAUCCUACUGUACAAAGGCGACAGUGACCACAUCGCCGUGGAGCUCUACAGGGGGCGUUUGCGAGUCAGCUACGACACCGGCACCUAUCCGCCGUCAGCCAUUUACAGUGUGGAGACCAUCAAUGACGGCAGCUUCCACAUGGUGGAGCUGGUGGUCUUCGAGCAGACCCUCUCCCUGUCCAUCGACGGAGGCAGCCCCAAGUCCAUCAGCACCCUCUCCAAGCAGUCCACGCUCAGCAUAGACUCACCGCUCUACGUAGGGGGGAUGCCCGUGACAGCGAACGUGGCGGCGCUGCACCAGGGGCCCCAGCAGAACAGCUCCAGCUUCCAGGGCUGCAUCCGCAACCUGUACAUCGACAGCGAGCUGCAGGACCUGGCGCAGUUCCAGCUGCAGGACGGCAUUCUGCCCGGCUGCGAGCCGUGCCAGAAGCCGCCGUGCCUCCGCGGUACCUGCCACGCCACGGGCCGCUCCAGCUUCACCUGCGAGUGCGAGACCGGCUGGACGGGGGCGCUGUGCGACCAACAGACCAACGACCCCUGCCAGGGCAACAAGUGCACCCACGGCACAUGCCUGCCCAUCAAUGCCUUCUCCUACAGCUGCAAGUGUCAGCCCGGCUACAGCGGCGUGCUGUGCGAUGAGGAGGAGGAGGUUUUCAACCCAUGCCAGUCUAUUAAAUGCAAGCAUGGGAAGUGCAGGCUGUCGGGCCUGGGAAAAGCCUACUGCGAGUGUAAUAGCGGAUAUACGGGAGAGGGCUGUGACAGAGAAAUCGCUUGUCGAGGAGAACGGAUCCGAGAUAACUAUCAGAAGCAGCAGGGGUACGCCGCGUGCCAAACGACCGAGAAGGUCUCGCGGCUAGAGUGUCGCGGCGGCUGUGCGGGCGGCCAGUGCUGCGGAGCACUGCGCAGCAAGCGGCGGAAAUACACCUUUGAGUGCACCGACGGCUCGUCCUUUGUGGAGGAGGUAGAGAAGGUGGUGAAAUGCGGCUGUACAAAGUGUCUCUCAUAAAUGUUCCCUCCUUUUUUUGUAACAUGUCGCCUUUUUUUAAGGAAAACAACAGCAAAAAAGAAAAAAAAAUUAAAAAUCACACCUUUUGGCAGUGCUGGACUAAUUAAUGCUUCCAUAGUGGAAAUAUUGAAAUAUAUUGUAAAAUAAAGAACAGACUUAUUUUUUAUUAUGAAUGGGGGAGAGAAACGAAGACGAAAACAUAGAUGGCUAUUUCUUCAUUUGCCGCCUGCCCAGGAUGCGCAACGUUCGUUUCGUUCCCAGGAAGAACUGGCGGUUUUCUUUGUCGCAAGUGAGGAAACAGAAUACAACCCUUAGCAGGUCACUGUUUGUCUGUUUUUUAUUUUAUUUUUAAUACAGUUUUUUUUUUUUUUUUUUUUUUUUAACGUUAGACAUUACGUGUCUUUCGGAGUAAAAUGCGUGUGGAAGUGAGGAGUUUUGGAGGGAAGAACGAAAGUUACCGAUCCUGCAGUAGCAAGCAACACCUGCACGUAGGAGAUACGUAGGGAAGAAAAAAAGGGAAUUUAAAAAAAAAAAAAUCCGAAAUGCGUCGUGCUCUCUGUGACAUUACCACGAAGUCUUCUCCACGUUGCAUUGUGACACCGGCCUAACCGCAUCCCAAAGGAAGGCUACGCACAGGCAAAUCGACUUACAUAUCUCACCUUUAGACUCAUCUACUGAAGGCGAUAAACUUGCAAAUCCAAGAUGAGGUCCGUGUGCAUGUCAAGUGCAUCAUGAACCCUACCUGCACAAAUCCAACACAUGUACGAUAGCAAAAAAAAAUAAAAUAAUAUUUAGUGAACCUUGUUUCCAGUAUUAAUGCAUUGUAAUUUAAAUGUUAUGGGGAGGAGGAUGUAAGAAAUAUAGUUUAAUGAUAUAUGAUUAGCAAUUUGGUUAAACGAUAUGUCUUGUCUUUUUUUUUUUAAUCAUGCCUCUGACUGUUGGCGCAGUACUCACAAUGUCACUGACUAGUAUUUAUUGUAUCUAAAAUAUCUUUGCUUAUUUGGUAGUUCAUCCCCUUAUAUAAUACAGUCUUUUAAUAUAUAUUAAUUUAUAUUUGUCCUGAUAUUUUUGUAUUAAAAAGACAGUCGAUCUGUGGGAUAGAACUAACACGGUUGUCCUAUUUGGUUAAUUUUCUUAGUUUUUUUUUUUGUUUGGUUUGGUUUGGUUUUCCUUUGACCACUGAGACUGUUGUAUUUUCCAGAAACCUUAGUUACAUUUUAAUCUUAAAAUGUGAAGUGAAACAAAGCAUUGUAUAUUUUUGUCAAAUCUCCUGAGAAUUUGUACUGUGCCAGAAAUAAAAGUCUUUAUAUUAGAGUAUACAUGUAGAAAGUUACUUUUUCCCAAUGUAUUUUACAGAGAUUACAUGGUGUUUAGAAAAGUUCCCUAGGAAGACUAGACCUUUUACAAAAUCCUUACCUUUUUAACACAUUUAUGCUAAGAAAAACUGUGACUUUUUCUAAAUAAAACUACUUUGUUAUCCCUGUUUAUCCAUGUUUUCAAUGUUAACAUGUUGCUGCUAAAUUUGUAAUGUAGACUUUGGAUGAUGAUUAUGUAUUCUAGUGGACCGUGCUCCUCCUCCAUAAAAACGAGCACACUGUAUAACAACCAAGGUUCUCCUCCUAUGUACGUUGUGCUUCAUCUUACCUGGACUAAUAUCAGUAUCGUCACUGAUGUUUGCAUAUUAAACACAAUAUUUACUUCGGUGCUGUUA
Brienomyrus brachyistius is the source of this 7636-nucleotide messenger RNA. RefSeq names its product slit homolog 2 (Drosophila) (gene slit2). The record is from RefSeq and is a predicted model, not a curated record. Gene Ontology annotation, molecular function: heparin binding; Roundabout binding; calcium ion binding. Gene Ontology annotation, biological process: negative regulation of cell growth; retinal ganglion cell axon guidance; negative chemotaxis. The transcript is spliced from 37 exons. Lineage: Eukaryota; Metazoa; Chordata; Actinopteri; Osteoglossiformes; Mormyridae. The coding region runs from base 1348 to 5925 and encodes 1525 amino acids.